UGGUGGCUGGAAGGUGUUGCUGCUACACACUGAGAGACUGAGAGGAAAAGCGAGGUAUUUUCUCAAAAUAAUCAGACCCGAUCUGGAGAAAAUAAACGCAAUCAGAUUCCAAGGUGCCUUGGUCACACAAUUCUUGGCAGUACAGAAAGAUAAUCAAUCCCCACCCCAAUUUGGUGUGAGAGGAAUCCCAGCAAAUAGAGAGAGACAGGCAUUGCUUAACCCCUGCUCUGAACAACUGCACUGCCUUGUGUCGAUCCCUUCAACCGUACCAUUCCGUAGGAUGUCCCGUAGCCCCGACGUGAAGGAAGACCCAAUGGAGUGCCCUCUUUGCAUGGAGCCACUUGAAAUCGAUGACGUCAACUUUUUCCCUUGCACCUGUGGCUAUCAAAUCUGCCGCUUCUGCUGGCAUCGCAUCCGCACGGACGAGAACGGGCUCUGCCCUGCCUGCAGGAAGCCCUACCCAGAGGACCCAGCGGUCUAUAAGCCCCUUUCACAGGAGGAGCUUCAGCGGAUAAAGAAUGAGAAGAAGCAGAAGCAAAAUGAGAGGAAACAGAAGAUCACGGAGAACCGCAAGCACCUGGCUAGCGUCCGGGUGGUGCAGCGGAACCUGGUUUUUGUUGUUGGGCUUUCGCAGAGGCUGGCUGAUCCAGAGGUUUUAAAGAGGCCAGAAUAUUUUGGGAAGUUUGGGAAAAUACACAAAGUGGUCAUCAAUAACAGCACAUCAUAUGCGGGCUCACAGGGUCCUAGCGCUAGCGCGUACGUCACGUAUAUACGGUCCGAAGAUGCUCUCAGAGCCAUACAGUGUGUCAACAAUGUUGUUGUUGAUGGCAGAACACUUAAAGCCUCUUUAGGUACAACCAAAUACUGCAGCUACUUCCUGAAGAGCAUGCAGUGUCCCAAGCCAGACUGCAUGUACCUACAUGAACUAGGGGACGAGGCAGCCAGUUUCACAAAGGAGGAGAUGCAGGCGGGCAAACACCAAGAGUACGAGCAGAAGCUACUUCACGAACUAUACAAGAUGAACCCCAGCUUCUUACAGACCUCAGCCACUUUGGCAGAGAAAUCCAAGAGCAAGUCCAACUCCACACAGAGACCCAACAGCAACAGUAAAGAAGCCUGGCCAUCCUUACAGAGCACAGGAAAAACAGCCAAUGGGCUUGGCCUCGACCGCCGUAAGUCGCCUCCUCUCCUGGAUGGUGGGUCUGACUCAGAGCAUAUGACGCCAGAUGCGGAACUGGUUCUGGUCUCGGGGCCAUCCCUCUCCCCCUUCUCCUCCAGCUGUGAACCUGCUAGUCCGAAUGACAAGACCCCAGAAUCCAUCAGUAUUGGCAAUGGGGAGAAUUUACAACGGAUUUCCAAUAGUGACUCCCCCUCGCCUCCUCCUGGGCUCGCCAAGACUAGCCUGGUGGUGCCCAUCAGCUUGUCCACGAUCACGGCACGCUCCCCCUUUGAGGGGGCGGCUGCCGAGUCACAGUCGCUCUUCUCAGACAACAGUAACUUUCGGCAUCCCAACCCUGUCCCAAGUGGCCUAGCCCCCUUUCCUGGUGGCCCACAGGGCAACCCAGACUGGCCCACUGCACCAGAGCCCCAAAGCCUCUUCACCUCAGACACAAUACCUGUAUCGUCCUCCACUGACUGGCAAGCAGCUUUUGGCUUUGACUCCUCCAAGCAGCAGGAGGAUGACCUUGGCUUUGACCCUUUUGACAUCACCCGUAAGGCCUUGGCUGACCUCAUUGAGAAGGAGCUCUCAGUUCAGGACCCGCCACCAACCCAAUCGCCAGCUGGCCCACUUCAUGGCCCCCCGCGCAGCCUGUCAGGUAAGGGGGUCGCCACUAUCGGCCCCCUGCCCCAGCGUCCAUCACAGCUGCAGCACCGUGCAGUCUUCAAUUCCUUCAGCUUCCCAGGUCCAGCUGCCCGCUACCCCUGGGCAGGAGCAUCUGGGAGAAACAGUGUCACGCACUCGAACCACACGGCCAACGCCACCUCAAACAGCCACUUCCUGGACUUGAGUUUGCCAAUGCAGCAUAACACUGCGCUGGGCGGCAUACCUAUUACAGAAGGAAGUGGCUCUGUUGAAAGCCUAAAUGUGAAGGAGUGGCAAGAUGGUCUGAGGGCACUCUUGCCCAACAUCAACAUCAACUUUGGGGGCCUGCCCAAUUCCUCCUCUUCUUCCUCAUCCUCCUCCAGCGUUAACCAUACAGGUCCACCGCUUGGCUCAGGACCGGUCUCACACAGCCUCAGUUGGGAUGGCACGGCAAGUUGGAUGGACCCCGCAAUUAUAACAGGUGUCCCAGCAUCCUCAGGCAACAGUUUGGACUCUCUCCAGGAUGACAAUCCGCCACAUUGGCUCAAGUCCCUGCAGGCGCUCACAGAGAUGGACGCUCCCGGCUCCACUGCACCCCCCCAGCCCCCGCACAGUGCCCCAUUCAGCGCACAGAUACCCCUCCACAGAGCCGGCUGGGCACCUUACCCACCACCCAGCGCAAAUCCCACCAGCCAGUUUCACUCCCCCCCACCCGGCUUCCAGACCGCCUUCAGACCCCCUGGCCAGACCCCCACAGAUCUGCUACAGAGUGCCGCCAUGGACCGCCACUAGGGACAGCAAACAGCCGGCAAGCCCGGCGACAGACCUCCCAUCAUCCAAUUACAGAAUAUUAACAAAAUAACACCAUUAUAUAUUCUUUUUCCCUGUAUCUUUUUCUCAUGGUGUUUGCCCUAUCCCAGUCCCUCUCCCUGUCUUUCUCUAAACAUGACAUCAUGAGUAGCUGUUUUUGGAAGCCGUUAGGGUGUUGAGGUAGGUGGGGGAGGGGCAUAGACGUGAACACAGCCAACUUAUCACAAAGCCACCUGACAGAAGGAGUUCUGGAGGUAUGGUACUGAUACAUGAGAGUGACUGGACUUCAUAUGUUACACUAACAGUGGUGUGAAAGUGAUCAGAAUUAUCUUGAAAUGAGGACUGGAGAUUCCAUCUUUAACUGAGAUGCAUUUGCCUUUAAAUCUAUGCCAAAAAUGGACCUUCUCCCAUACCCUUAGGGGUUUAGAAUUAGGGGAUGGUCUGGGUAAUGUUAGGUAAUUUAUAUUCAACAGUAAAUAAAUGAGGAGAAUCAUAAUGGGGCUCCUUGUAGAAGUUUCCUGACACAGAGCUCAUAUUUAGCUUGAGCAUUGUUUAUAAAGCAUCUAAGCUCAGUCUUCCCCUUUGAACAUGGUUAUGAAGAAUACCUGAAGCAUAGAUGAGUUACAUCCUGUCACUGGUGUUUGUUAGGGACCUGCUUGCCCCUUCUGUCUCUAUGGAGAUCUUACUGAAGCUCUGUAUCAGAAGCACUGUGUCCUCUUGAGACUGAAGGGGGUAAAAGGGUGAAUGGGUCGAAUGCCAAGGGGAGAGCAGGCACACAUACAAACCUUUAAGCUUAGGACUAGUUUCUAGCUACAAGCCACAGAACUGGAACAUUGAGCUCUAGCUGUCAAAGCUAGGAAGGGUCAGUUUCUCCUGGAGGUGAUAGAAGUUCUCAGGCCCCGAGAAGUAUUACUAAAAUCAAACGGUGCCUGAAAACAAGAGCGUUCUCCAGAUAUCUGGCUUUUCCUUCAUGCUGGUAGCAAAGGGGACAGUCCUCUUCCAGCUUUUUUGUUUGGUGACAAGGUGUUCGGUUAAGUAAAAUGAAUAAAAACAAAGGUGUGGUGAUCGAGAUGUAAAGGGUUUUUAUGUUCAUUUUGUUAUACUUUGGUUUAUGUUAAAGAAUGGAAACCUCAGCUUUUAAUGAAAAAUGGAACCACCAGGGUGAACUGUUUGACAUGGGAUCCUCCAUCCUCCCAUCACCAUGUCAGUGUCGAUUAUGUUCAGGAUUCUAGAUGUUGGGAUAGUGGCACUUUAGGGCAACAGAAAUGACCACCAAGUCUCUGGGGUCGAUCUGUGUCCAUCCACUCUUUCUUUUGUCUUAAUUCUUUAUCAACUGUAGGUUCUUGCCACUGUCCAGUAUUCAACAGUAUUCAUAAGAAAAGUAAAAAAAAUUCAAAGAAACCAGUGCAGUUAACCAUGGAUUUUACAAGAUGCUAAAAAAUUAAAAUGAGAUAAUGGUAUUGUACCU
Molecule: messenger RNA, 4082 nt
Organism: Scleropages formosus (Asian bonytongue)
Lineage: Eukaryota; Metazoa; Chordata; Actinopteri; Osteoglossiformes; Osteoglossidae
Product: CCR4-NOT transcription complex subunit 4-like
Exons: 13
Coding region: 281-2596 (771 amino acids)
Biological process (GO): protein ubiquitination
Cellular component (GO): CCR4-NOT complex
Molecular function (GO): ubiquitin-protein transferase activity; metal ion binding; RNA binding
Source: RefSeq, a predicted model, not a curated record